AUGCCUGACAAAGUAGCACCAAAGGCUCAUAGGAACAUGAAGAAAGGAUACGGUCUUUGGAAAGAAAGUUAUGUCAAUAGCUAUAUCAUGUUCAAGUCAAGGCAAACGUGCAAUGAAAAUUCAACUACUUCUGGUGAAAGCUCGAGUUAG
Paramuricea clavata is the source of this 150-nucleotide messenger RNA. Lineage: Eukaryota; Metazoa; Cnidaria; Anthozoa; Malacalcyonacea; Plexauridae. The record is from the annotation of a GenBank genome assembly.